Messenger RNA from Ichthyophthirius multifiliis, 1145 nucleotides. RefSeq names its product myb protein, putative. The transcript is spliced from 3 exons. NCBI's taxonomy places the organism in Eukaryota, Ciliophora, Oligohymenophorea, Hymenostomatida. The record is from RefSeq and is a predicted model, not a curated record. The annotation marks the transcript as partial.
GUAAAAAAUUAAUUCAAAAUAAUAGGAAAAAACAGAAACAAACGUAUAAAUAAAACAAAAAAAGUAGAAGGAAUUUAAAAUAAAAAAAAUGUAAAUAAAACCUAAAAUCGAAGAAAUUCCUACCAAUAAUAACGACUACACUUAAAUUUACUAAGAAAAAUAAUACCAAAACCAUGCUUAAUAUUAGUCAUAAAACAAGCCUUAACCCAAAAAGCAAUAAAAAAAUAAUAUAUUAACACCCUAAUUAGACCCAACUUAACUAGCUUAAUUAUUAAGCUAAAUUUAAAAUCCAAAAUCUGAUUUAUUAAAUAUUAAAAAUACAAUACAAAAUAACAUAAUAUACUAAUCUUUAUUAUAAGCAUUAGUUUAAUAAAAUUUCGAUUUAUCAGGAUAAACAAAAAUGAAAAAAUAAGACUAAAAAGAAAACAAAAACGAAUAUUUUGAUGAUGAAGAUGAUGAAAAUGAUGAAGAUGAUGAAGAUGAUGAAUUUUCAUCAGAAGAAAUAGAAGAGUAACAACAAAAAGAUGAAAGCGAAAUAUCAUCAAUACAAUCAAAUAAUUUGUAAAAAAGCAAAAGCAUAUAAGAAAUCGAUUAAAAUAAAAUAAACAAUAAAAUUCAAUUUAAAUAUUCCUCCACUGAAAAAAACUGUGCAAAAAGAUGGUGGACUCCCGAAGAAGAUAAUUUAUUAAAAUAGCUCGUAAAUUAAUUAGGAGCAAAAAACUGGAAAAAAAUUGCUAGUUAUUUUCUCGAAAGAAGUAAUGUUUAAUGUCUGCAUAGAUGGUAAAAAGUACUUAAUCCUUCCCUUGUAAAAGGCCCUUGGACAAAAGAAGAAGACGAAAUAGUUACUAAACUAGUCAUGUAAUAGGGACCUAAAAAUUGGAGUGCUAUAGCUAAACAUCUACCUGGGAGAAUAGGAAACAAUGUAGAGAAAGAUGGCAUAAUCAUCUUAAUCCAGAUAUUAAAAGAUAGAUGGACAGAAGAAGAAGACUAGAAAUUAUAGAAGCACAUAAAAAAUUUGGUAAUAAAUGGGCAUUUAUUACUAAAUAUUUACCCGGAAGAACUGAUAAUGCGAUAAAAAAUCAUUGGAAUUCUACUAUUAAAAGAAAAUUGAAAAUUCUUAAUAGAGAAAAUGAUUUAGAACCUCC